AUGCUGGCGCAGGACCAUGUCAAGCUGAACCGGUACCACACGCUCAGCGACUGUGAGAACGAUAGAGAUAUUCUAUAUCACGGUGCCCCAGUGUCUGGGAAGUGCUACGAACUAAACGACCAGGCCGGCCCUUUAGUUACAAUAACAGAGGUUUCUGGCAGUCUUGCUGUAAACACAAACUACGACAAACACGGGUGUGAUGGUACUUGA
This is a messenger RNA of Diaporthe batatas, 210 nucleotides long. RefSeq lists its product as uncharacterized. NCBI's taxonomy places the organism in Eukaryota, Fungi, Ascomycota, Sordariomycetes, Diaporthales, Diaporthaceae. The record is from RefSeq and is a predicted model, not a curated record. The transcript has 3 exons. The coding region runs from base 1 to 210 and encodes 69 amino acids.